Messenger RNA from Leptomonas pyrrhocoris, 5468 nucleotides. RefSeq lists its product as hypothetical. The transcript has a single exon. Lineage: Eukaryota; Euglenozoa; Kinetoplastea; Trypanosomatida; Trypanosomatidae. The coding region runs from base 798 to 5468 and encodes 1556 amino acids. The record is from RefSeq and is a predicted model, not a curated record.
GCUGCAUAUUUUGUACUUGCACAAUUUUUGUCAAACGUACCGUUUUCCUCGUUUUCUGUUAGGGUCACCUGUUUAAGCUCAGGUGCUGUGCUGCCAGUGUUCCGUUGCUUUCUCAAACCUUCCUCUCUCCCUUUUUCUCUUGACGGCUGAUUGAAGUCUCGGUUUGUCUCUUGUUGAAAGAGAGUUUUCUUUUCCCUUGUCAUUUAGCUUUAGGAAUUUGACCGUGAGGCUCAGUAUUUUUUUUUUUAUUCUUACAACAUAGUUCUUCUUUUGAUCUCUUUUUCUUCUUCUUUAUUUUUGAUCAUUUUCUUGUUUCUCUUUUCCCCUCUUCUGCUUCUCAUCACGUGUCGUUUUGAGGAGAACAUAGGACAGGAUUUAAGAGGUUUCAAUUGGUUUGCUUUAGAGUCUGUUUUGAUUUCUAGCGGCAGUUUGUGAACACGAUCGAGACGUUGAAGGUACUCUCAAAGUACGAAAAAUAAAGCAGCACGAAAGCACACAGCGUAGAGGUUUCUUAUCUCUUUUUCUUUUCGUGCGUGAGUAAAUCGGAAUUGUUUGUACUGAAAGCUGCUCUGCACCUGGUUUUUAUCACACGUUUAUCGCUAUAACAAAGGUGGUUGAGUCUUGUAGUCGCGCAGCGAGACGUUUAUUAUUAUUAUUAUUAUUAUUAUUAUUAUUAUUUCUCUUUCGUACCGCGUAUACACUUUUUCAUCAUUCACUGACAACAUAGUACCAUCCAAACUACAAGCGUGUUCACAUACGCACAUACACAUCCAGCCAUUGACCGUCCUUGCUUUGAGAUGGCCAGUGAAACUAUGGACGGAGCAGUGGUCUCGUUUGAGUACCUCGAUUCCAAAAAGAAGUGGUGUUGGUCUGUGGGACAGGUCACUUCCUCAGAUGAUCACCUUUGCACCGUUAAAGAGUGGUCGGGCGCGUCGGUUGACAAAGCGUUCUCUGAAAAGGUAGAGUCGGAAGUAGGAGCAUCAAAAGAAGAGGCCCGCAAGUGCCAGGAGCGUUUACUGUCCAUUCGUGAUCAAAUGGACAAGGAGUCCAUGGGUGAGUCCAAGGCCGAAAAGGAGCGUACCGCGCAGGACUUGAGUGAGUGUUUGGCCGAGAUUGGCAAGCAUCGCCGUCAUUAUCGCUCCUUGGAGGAAGAUCUGAAAAAGUUGAUCUCUGCUUCUCCUGCUCAACUUAAGGUCAAAGCGUUUACACCUUCAACUAACACGUUGACUAUCUUACGCAGCUCUGUUCUCAAGGAAGUCGUUGUGUACUCUUUAUCUAUGGCAUUGCUUUCAUCUGAAGAAUACGAAGCCAUGGAAAGCCUUUCUGCCCAGCAUCGCUCCCAAAUGGCGAAGGAAUUGGCUCAUGCCAAUGGAUCUGUGGAGGAAGCUCUAAACAAGUUCAGCGAGAUGCAAGAACAGAUUCACGACCUAGAAAGCAAAGUGAAGCAACUGGAUAACGUUCCUUUGGCUAGUCGUGGGGUAGCUCGAUCGGAGGAAAUUUCCAAACUUCAGGACAGAAUUAAGGAACUAGAAGCGCUCGACUGGCGCUGCACAUUGGACGAAAAUGCGGCUUUGGUGUCAACCAACCACUCGUAUGACUUUCCUUGGGAUGAUGGGAAACUCCUGUUACAUCAUAAACCGGAGGAAACAAAGGCUGUUGUCACUGCCGAAAUUGCGUUUGCGUGCGGCGUUCCUAUUUACUGCGUCACGACAACUGCACUCAAAUGCGAUGACCGCAAUCUCGGUGUUGAAUUCUCAGUUAGUCACCCGCUGAACGUUUCUCUCAAGAUAAUUGACGAGCGCGUUGCAAACUACUGCUUCCCUUCUCUGCAGCACCUGCAUCAGAACCCUCUCGGUGAAAAAGCGGGACUAGAUCACGCAAUAGAGGAAAUCGAACGCGCGCUUGGCAUCCCUGAAGGUAAGCACGAGGGUCUCUAUUUCAGCGAGUUUGUUGAAAACAUGCCCGAUAUGUCUUUCAGCAACGACAAAGACGCUUACGAGAGUGAGAUUGGAGACCUUUUGAUGCUUCUGGACAAGAUCAACAAUGAGAACAGAUCUUUGCAGUAUACCCUGGACAAAGCCACUGAAGAGCUAAAGAAACAGGUUACUGCGGCGCAAAAAGAUCAAGAGUCUCUGAACAACGAGGUUGCACGGCUUCGUGACAUUAUCGCGAAACUGAAGGACCUUGCCGACCAGCAGGAGAAAGAGUUGGAAGAAAACCGCCUUCAACGACAACGUGCUGAGCAAGCCCGUUUCCGCCGCAAUCUACAGCCUCCUGCUGAGAACGCUGGAAACCCUGAAUACGCAGUAACGAUGGAUGAGUACACUCGCCAGCGUGAUGCCGCGGAUGAGGCGCAGGAAGCAUUCGAGCAAGAAAAGGCAAAGGCGGAAGAGAUGUUUGAGCGUUUGAAGCAAUACGAAGACGAGUCGAUGCGGUGUGCGGAGCACCAAAAGGAUCUAGAAGAGGCGCUAGCCGCCAAAGAUCAAGCUGCAGCCGACAGUUCCAGCGCACUCGAGAGCGAACUGCUUGACGUUCUGAUGCAGCUGAAAGCUUCUGAAGCCUGCUGCAAGGCUCUCAAAGAAUUGAAUGCUCAGCAGGCGGCGGAGUUGAAGGAAUUCAGGACGAGACGCAUCGCCGCGUUUGUGGCCCGCGAAACGCAUGGGGGGUUGGAGAUUCAUGAGCCAUCACUUGCAUGCGAACAGUCUGAGAGCUCGGCAGUCAACCCGGAUCUCUUGGCCCAAGAGCCUUUGUAUUGCGUCACUGAAGAUGAGUACAAGAGCAUGCAAAACUUGGCCGAUGAGCAGGCUAAUCAAGUGGGGGAACUGACAGAACAACUUGCAUCGCAACAGCAACACUUCCAUGAGCUUCAGAACGACCUUCAGGCAGCGCAACUGGCCGAGCCCAUGAAAGAAGAGGUGGCUGCGUUCCGCGCGAAGCGCAACGAUGCGCUUGCGGCUCGCGAUGCCGACGAGUCGCUGCCGACCGAUGAGAAGCCGCUGUCGACUGAGGAUGCGGUAGCACGCGCCGUGGACCCGCAGCAGAUCGCGGACGAGCCGCUGUACGUUGCGACGCUGGAAGAGCUACAGGAUGCUCGCGACGCUGCUGAGCGCGAAAAGGAGGCGGCCGACGAUAGUUGCGCUGCCGUGGAAGCUGAGCUCCUUGAUGUCUUGACGCAGAUGAAGGCACUGGAGGGGGAAAAUGCUGCCCUGUGUGCCGUUGGAAAGGAGAAGGAUGACUUGGUGGACGAGCUGAAGCAGCAUGACUGCCGUGCAAACAACAGCGAUAAGACGAAGCCGCAGUCGACGACAAGCCACAAGAAGGUGUUCGAGGGCGAUGACUGGGGUGUUCUGCUGAAGAAGCCGCAUGCGCUGCACGACGCAUUCGUGACUGAUGUGAGCGCUGCGUGCCGUGUUGGUCGUGAGGACGUGACGGGAGUUGCGUUUGAGCUUGGCAGCCUUCACGCGAGUGUGGACGUCACGCACAACAGCGACCUGAGUGGCGAAGCUGUCACGAAGAUGCUGGAUGACUACCACUACCCCAACAUGUGGACGCUGUAUGCGAAUCGGGACAGACCAAAGGAAGGAUUGGAUGCCGCCGAGGAAACGAUAGCGCAGUUGGAGGAGGCCCGUGCUGCGAAGGAGGAGGAGGCCGCGCGUCUUGCAGAUGAGCUGGAGAAGAAGAGGACGGAGGCGGCGAAGCUCGCCGAUGAGGUGGCUGCGUUCCGCGCGAAGCGCAACGAUGCGCUUGCGGCUCGCGAUGCCGACGAGUCGCUGCCGACCGAUGAGAAGCCGCUGUCGACUGAGGAUGCGGUAGCACGCGCCGUGGACCCGCAGCAGAUCGCGGACGAGCCACUGUACGUUGCGACGCUGGAGGAGCUCAAGGAGCAACGUGAACAGAACGCUCAGAUGACGCACGACAUGGAUGUUCUUGGCGAGCGGAUCCGCGAUGCGAUGGAGCCGAUCGAAGCUGAUGGAGUGGCUAGCGAGGCUGUGCUGGACCAGCUGGAAAAAUUGUUGAAGGAGUUAGAGGACGCCCGUGAGGCUGAGCAGGCAGCUCGCGACGAUGCGGACGAAAAGAACACCAAACUGGAUGAACUCCGCGACGUUUUUGCGGCAGAAGACGAGCGUCAGAAGAAUGAUCUUGAAGAGGCACGCGGGGAAAUCGAACGUUUGCAGCGCGAGCUUGAGUUGCUGACGGACAAGCUUGAUGAGGCGUGCAAACUCUACGGAGAUGCCGAUAUGGCCAAUGCGGAGGGGGUCGAAAAGAUGGAGGCGUUUGCGGAUUUGGUGGCUGCGGCUCAGGACUCUGAGAAAGAUGCUCGGAAUCAGCUGGAGGCGAAGGAGGACGAACUGGCGCAGCUUCGACAAGCGCUGGAGGAUGCUCGCUCUCACGACGACGCGAUCGACGCUCUUCAAGACGAAGUGGCGCAUCUGCAGAGGGAGAAGGAGAUCGCCGAGACGGAGUUGGUGAACGCACAGAAGGAUCUGAACGACGCGAAUCAGGACCUCCGCGCUGCGGAGGACAAGGCGGCUGAGAAAGAGAGGGAGGUGGAGAGCAUGACGCUCGACCUCGACGCGCUGAACAACCGUAUCCAAGACCUGCUUGAGGAGUUAGAGGAGAAGACCGAUCAGUACAACCAAGUGAUCAAGGAUCUGGACGACUUCGCUAAAAACCAAAACCGCGAGGAUGAGAAGGAAUUGCUGCAACGCCUUGCAGCCCGCGAACAGGAGCUCUUUGAACUGCAAGAAGCGCGCCGCGGCGAGAACGACGAGCAUGAGAAGCAAGUCAAUGUCUUGCAAGAUCAGAUCAACCGCUUGCGUGAUCAGACGGACAAAGACAAUACGCUGCACGACGGCCUGCAGGGCGAGCUGGCGCGGUCGCGCAAGGCGCUCGCCGAUGCAGAGGAGGCCGUACGGGCGAAGAACGCGGAGAACAACGCGCUUCGGGAUGACAUCGAAGGCAUGAUCGAUGAGCAUGACACCCAAAUGCGCGAGGCGGACGGGAAGUUGGAGGACAAGAGCAAGGAGGUGUCCGACGCGUUGGAGCGCCUGGAGGAGAUGACUGCGAUGGUGCAGGAUGCCCGCGAGAGUGAGGAGAGCGCGCUGCGCCUGCGCGCAGAUUCCGACGCGGAGGUGUUCCGCCUUCAGAAGGAGCUCGACCAACUCAAGCAACUGCAAAACUCCAUGACCGAACCCGGUGUUGAUAAGGAUGGCCUCAUGGCACAAGUCAUGGACGCCGAGGCACAAGUUCGCGACGCCGAGGCCGCAUUGCGCAAUAAGGACGCUGAGUUCGAUGACGCAGAGCGCAAUUGGCGAGAGAAGCUUAAUAAAGCCGAGGACCUCAAUAGCGAUAUGCGCCGUCUGCUCAAGCGCUCAAUGGCUGCCCUGUCCAAGUCGAAGGACACGAUGGGCAACUCGGCGAAUUCCCUCGACUCCUUCCGCGAUGAUCUGAAGCCGAUGAUGCAGUGA